Messenger RNA from Fimicolochytrium jonesii, 951 nucleotides. RefSeq lists its product as uncharacterized. NCBI's taxonomy places the organism in Eukaryota, Fungi, Chytridiomycota, Chytridiomycetes, Spizellomycetales, Powellomycetaceae. Gene Ontology annotation, cellular component: nucleus. The record is from RefSeq and is a predicted model, not a curated record. The coding region runs from base 1 to 951 and encodes 316 amino acids. The transcript is spliced from 7 exons. Gene Ontology annotation, biological process: U6 snRNA 3'-end processing. Gene Ontology annotation, molecular function: 3'-5'-RNA exonuclease activity.
AUGAGUCUAGUCGACUACCCAAGCUCCUCCGACUCCGACUCCGAGGCUGGGUCCGACUCUAACUCUCAUUCCGAAAACAAACGCGCGCGGGAGGAGGAGAAUGGGGAGGAGAAAGGGCCUGAGGAACACGCAGGGAAGCGGCCGGAGCACAUGGAAAAGUCGCUCUCCGAAGACUUCAACCUCACCUAUCCGCUCAACGGACAGGCCAGAAAUACGUCCAUAACUAGCUCCACCACUGAUCUCCGCACCCCGGCCAACAUCGACACCCCGCCGCCCCCAGCGCCGUUAGCCCGCAUCCGCACCACCCCACACAUCGAAGGCAACUGGGCAACCUUCGUCUAUUUCGCAAUCAACCCAACCCCAACCCUCGUCGAAACAAUCACCUCAAUCCUCCACACCGCAACCACCCACAUCCCAACCUUGCAAGCCAUCCCCCUCCUCGACAACAACGACGGCGGCGCCCCCCAUUACCACGUCAGCCUGUCGCGCACGUUUUUUCUGAAGGUGUUUCAGAUUGAGCGGUUUGUGGAGGUGUUGAGAGGGAGGGUUAGGGGGGGUAGGAGGUUUACGAUUGGGGUUUCGAGGAUCAGUACGUAUACGAAUGAUGACCGUACCCGCUCGUUCUUGGGGUUGGAUGUUGGGGUUGGGUUUCGUGAGCUGGGGGGUUUCCAUCGACAGCUGCAGGUCAUGACACGCCAAGUCGACGAUGCGGUACGACAGUUCAGCAAACAGACGUAUCACGAGACCCCAGCAUUCCACGCCUCCAUCGCAUGGGCACCUGUUCCUCCAUCCUCUUCGUCUUCAACACAACAACCACAAUCACAAUUGAGCGUCGAAACAACAACACAUUUGAAGAGUUUCGAACGCGCACUCGCACUGGAACGUUUCCUCGUCAAAGCGGUGGUGUGUAGGGCUGGGAAUCGCGUUUAUGAGGUGCCGUUGGACGGGUGA